AAUUGUCGUCGCGUUUACGACGAAACAGCCUAUUAUUACUUUAUAAAUAAAUAAUUUAUAUUUAUUGAUUUUUCUAUAUGGCUACAUCUCAAGAAAAAGCGUUUUAAAUAUUUUUAGAAACGUUUUGAAAGAAGUAUGCCUAUUUAUUUCAAAAAUUAGAGUUGAAAAAAUUAUACAACUCAUAAUCAGUUUGUUAAGAUAGUGAUAAAAUAUAGUGCCAAUUAUUGAAAAUUGUGAAUUUUUAUUCUGACUUUGUAAGAGUUAGAAUUAUAAAAAUAGAUAAAGAUUCUUGCUACAACAACAAGAUGGCACAAAAAAAAACAUACAUUGAAGAAAUGUUGGAUAUGUCGGAUCGUUCAGACACUGACAAUUCUAAAAGUGAAAUUCCUCAAUUCUUUGCGGGUUCUAAUGUUCUUAUAACAGGUGCUUCCGGUUUUCUUGGUAUACUAUUAGUAGAAAAAUUAUUGCGAUGCUGUCCAGAUAUAAAGAAGAUGUAUGUAUUAAUGAGGACAAAGAAAGAAAAAUCACCAGAAGAACGGUUCAAAGAGCAUUUUAACAGUCCUGUUUAUGAUAAGCUAAAGGAAGAUAGGCCCAAUUUUAACUCUAAAGUAAUAAUGAUAGAAGCCGAUGUAAGCAAAUUAGAUCUUGGAUUGUCACCAGAAAAUCGAAAACGUAUUUUAGAUACAAAUAUAUUUUUCCACGGGGCAGCAACUGUACGAUUUAACGAACCUAUUCGACCCGCAGUCAAUAUAAACGUGAGAGGAACGAAACAAUUUCUUCUUCUCGCGAAAGAAAUGCUAAAUUUAAAAGCAUUUAUUUAUGUAUCUACCGCAUAUUCUCAUUGCGUAAAGGAAUUCAUUGAGGAAAAGUUUUAUCCUCCGCCUAUUGAUACGGAAAAAAUGUUAACAUUACUUGAUAUUUUGGACGAUGAACAGAUGGAACAAUUAACGCCGGUAUUAUUAGGUAAAUGGCCAAAUACAUACACUUAUACGAAAGCAAUUGCUGAAAAUGCUGUGCUGCAAUAUGGUACUGGACUUCCGAUCUGCAUUGUACGUCCUUCGAUUAUAAUAUCAACGGCAAAGGAGCCAAUACCAGGUUGGAUUAAUAAUGUAUACGGAGCGGCAGGUGUAGUUAUGGGAGCUGCCAUAGGUUUAUUACGUACUUUACAUUGUCCACCUGAAAAUGUAGCAGAACUAGUGCCUGCGGAUUACGUCAUUUCUAAUCUCAUCGUUGCGAGUUGGGACACUGCUAAAAGAAAAAAUACUUUAUUAAGCAUCGAAAACGCAAAUCCAGAAGUACCGGCAACUGAAAGAAUACCAAUUUACAAUUAUGUGUCAAUAUGUCAAAAUCCUAUUACUUGGGAAAGAUUCUUGAACUUGAAUAAGAUUUAUGGCAUGCAAGUAGUAAGCACACAUGUUAUAUGGUAUUAUAUGCUCGUGUUAAACAGAUACAAAUUCAUGCAUGAUAUCUGCGUGAUAUUCUUACAUCUAAUACCUUCUAUCAUAGGCGAUACUCUGCUCUUUCUAAUCGGUCGAAAACCUAUGUUACGAGAGGCUUAUAGAAAGAUAAAUAAAUUUAACUCUGCGAUAUCGUACUUUUCGUCGCAACAAUGGCGAUUUUGCAAUGAAGCUGUUAUACGACUUUGGGAACGCACAAAUCCAGCUGAUCGCCAGAUGUUUGAUUUCAACAUUGACAAUUUAGAAUGGGAAUCAUAUCUUAAACAUAUGAUUCCUGGUAUGCGCGUAUACUUAGUUAAUGAUCCAAUGGAAACUUUAGAACAAGGACGAGCAAAAUAUAGAAAAUUGAAAAUUGCUCAUUAUACAUUAAUAACUGUUCUCUCGAUUUUACUAAUAUGGGGCAUCCUAAGCUUAAUGAUUCGUAUAAUAUCAUUAUUUUAAUUUGUAAAACAUUAUUUUUUGUUAAGUUGCAGUUUAAUGACAAAAAUAAAUUACAAUUGUAAAAGAAGAAUGGAAUGGUUGAAAUUAAAUGUUUCUGUUUACGUUUUUUA
Messenger RNA from Nylanderia fulva, 2008 nucleotides. RefSeq names its product fatty acyl-CoA reductase wat. Gene Ontology annotation, molecular function: alcohol-forming very long-chain fatty acyl-CoA reductase (NADP+) activity. Gene Ontology annotation, biological process: long-chain fatty-acyl-CoA metabolic process. Gene Ontology annotation, cellular component: peroxisome. The record is from RefSeq and is a predicted model, not a curated record. Lineage: Eukaryota; Metazoa; Arthropoda; Insecta; Hymenoptera; Formicidae.